UUCUCCGCGGUGACUCAAAUCUCACUCUCCCCCCUCCUCUGACCUCUCCCUUGCAGAACAUCAGUCGGAAGAAUCCAAAUCACGAAAACAUGGUGGAAUUCUUGGAGCUGGAAGCUCAGGACGGUGUGCGGAUGCCAUGGAACGUGAUACCCGGGACGAAGCAAGAAUCAGCUCAGAGCAUAAUCCCUGUGGCCGCCAUCUACACUCCGCUCAAACCUUUCCCAUCCAUGCCAGUCCUUCCAUACACUCCUCUCCGAUGCCGCACAUGCCGAUCCGUCCUCAACCCCUUCGCUAUCGUCGACUUUUCCGCCAAGCUCUGGAUCUGCCCCUUCUGCUUCCAGCGCAACCACUUCCCCGCCCACUACUCCUCCAUCUCCGACCUUAACCUCCCCGCUGAGCUCUUCCCCAACUACACAACUCUCGAGUACGAGUCUCCUUCUGACGCCACCCCUGUUCCCAUGGUUUUUAUGUUGGUUGUUGACACCUGCUUGAUCGAGGAGGAGAUGGGGUUUCUCAAGUCCGCGCUCGCGCAGGCUAUGGAUCUGGUGCCAGAUAAUUCUCUUGUGGGGAUGAUCACCUUCGGGACAUAUGUGCAAGUUCAUGAGCUAGGGUUCGGGCACGUUUCCAAGAGCUACGUGUUUAAGGGGACUAAGGAUGUUUCCAAGGAUCAGCUUCUUGAGCAGAUGAAUUUUUUUGCCAGGAAGCCCAGACCGACUACUGGCGUUGUUGCUGGCUCUAGGGACGGGCUGUCCGCCGAGAGCAUUGCGCGGUUUUUGCUGCCUGUGGCUGAGUGCGAGUUUGCGCUUAAUUCGGUUCUUGAGGAGCUUCAGAAGGAUCCUUGGCCUGUGCCAGCAGACCAGAGGGCUGUGCGGUGCACAAGCACUGCGUUGAGUGUGGCUGCUAGUUUGUUGGGAGCAUGUGUUCCUGGUUCUGGAGCUAGGAUCAUGGCAUUUAUUGGUGGUCCAUCAACAGAAGGGGCGGGAGCUAUUGUGUCAAAAAUUUUGUCUGAACCAAUUCGUUCACACAAGGACCUGGAUAAAGAUUCUGCUCCUCAUUAUCAUAAGGCUGUGAAGUUUUAUGAGGGACUUGCAAAGCAGCUUGUACAUCAAGGACAUGUACUUGAUCUGUUUGCUUGUGCCCUUGACCAGGUGGGGGUUGCUGAACUUAAAAUUGCAGUUGAGAGAACUGGAGGAAUUGUUGUGCUUGCUGAAAGUUUUGGCCAUGCAGUUUUUAGGGACUCUCUUAAACGUGUUUUUCAGUCAACUGAUUAUGAUCUUGGUCUAUCAUCCAAUGGUAUAUUUGAGAUAAACUGCUCAAAGGAUAUCAAAGUUCAGGGCAUUAUUGGUCCCUGUGCAUCUCUUGAAAAGAAAGGUCCUUUGUGCUCUGAUACUGUUGUUGGUCAGGGGAAUACCAGUGCAUGGAAGUUGUGUGGCCUUGAUAACGAUACAUCUUUAUGUUUAAUAUUUGAUGUUGUGAAAAAGGACAUCCCAGAUGCUAUUGGCCAAUCCACAAGCAAUCAGUUUUACUUCCAAUUCUUAACAUAUUACCAGCAUGGCAAUGGUCAGAUGAGACUUCGUGUAACAACCCUGUCCAGAAGAUGGAUUGCUGGGCCUGGAAGCAUACAGGAUCUAAUUGCUGGAUUUGACCAAGAAACAGCAGCUGUAGUAAUGGCUCGUGUCGUUUCUUUCAAAAUGGAAACUGAGGCUGAGUUUGACCCCAUUAGAUGGUUGGAUAGAUCAUUGAUUCAACUAUGUUCUCGGUUUGGAGAUUACCAAAAGGACAACCCAUCUUCUUUCAGCUUAUCUCCAAGAUUUUCAAUAUUUCCCCAGUUUAUAUUUCAUUUGCGACGUUCUCAGUUUGUUCAGGUUUUUAAUAACAGCCCAGAUGAGACUGCAUACUUUAGAAUGAUCCUGAACCGGGAAAAUGUGGCCAAUUCAGUUGUGAUGAUUCAGCCUUCAUUGAUUUCUUACUCAUUUCAUUCAGGCCCAGAACCAGCUCUUCUUGAUGUGGCUGCCAUUGCAGCUGACAGGAUCCUACUUUUGGACUCUUAUUUUACUGUUGUUGUAUUUCAUGGUGCAACUAUUGCUCAGUGGCGAAAUGCUGGAUAUCAGAAUCAGCCUGAACAUGAGGUGUUUGCCCAGUUGCUGCGGGCUCCACGAGAUGAUGCUGAUGCAAUAAUUAAAGAAAGGUUUCCUGUACCUCGCUUAGUCAUUUGUGAUCAGCAUGGAUCCCAGGCCCGUUUUCUGCUAGCGAAGUUGAAUCCUUCUGCAACAUACAACUCUGCUUCUUCUCUUCCAGGAGGGGAUAUACUCUUUACAGAUGAUGUUAGCUUUGAAGUAUUCUUGGAUCAUCUCCAGAGAUUAGCUGUUCAAUAGAGUAGAACAUGAAUUUCUCCAAUUUUGUAACAUUUGGUCUGAGUUGCUUGUACAGUAGUAAUGCACAGUUCAUUUUAGAUUAAGCUUUGUGUUGGGCUUCAUAAUCUGCCGAAGCAUGUAAUGCUUGUAUUGUGAUCUUAAUAAUACAUAUCUUGAAGCGAAGUCUUCUCUUCCAUGCAUCUUAAUUGUAUUUGAUGCAAA
Vitis riparia (riverbank grape) is the source of this 2576-nucleotide messenger RNA. Its product is annotated as protein transport protein SEC23. Bases 90 to 2375 code for a protein of 761 amino acids. Gene Ontology annotation, molecular function: GTPase activator activity; zinc ion binding. The record is from RefSeq and is a predicted model, not a curated record. Lineage: Eukaryota; Viridiplantae; Streptophyta; Magnoliopsida; Vitales; Vitaceae. The transcript is spliced from 12 exons. Gene Ontology annotation, cellular component: COPII vesicle coat; endoplasmic reticulum exit site. Gene Ontology annotation, biological process: COPII-coated vesicle cargo loading; intracellular protein transport; COPII-coated vesicle budding.